AGGAAGCUGUAACUCCCAGAGCUUUCUGAGGAUCUGUGAAGUAAAACAGAACUGCUUACUUCUCUGCAUCCCAUGUUUCAUGCAAGUUUUGCAAUAUUCAUUCCUUUAUAAGUAGAAGGCCCUGAAGUUACACAGAUUAAGAUUGAUUGAAAGAAGGGUUCAGCAUGAAUUUCUCUGCAUGGCUGCAUCUCGUGGCGAUGCUGGUUCAACUUUGGCCCUGCUCUCCCAGAACACUGAAUUCCAGCAUUCAAAACACAGUUCAGUCUUUCACAGCAGCUCGAAGAGUGAAACGUGCCUGGCUGUGGGAGCCCCUUUUCGUAACUGAGGAACAGAUAUCACUGGAUAUUGCAUAUGUUGGACAGCUGAAAACGGAUUUAGACAAGCAGGAUGGCAGCUUAAAAUACAUUUUGACUGGCGAGGGAGCUGGAAGCAUUUUUGUCAUCGAUGAAUAUAACGGCAAAAUUUAUGUAACACAAAAGCUGGAUCGAGAAAAGAAACCUUUCUACAUUCUGGGAGCACAAGCAAUUAACAGGAGCACUCAGCUUCCUGUUGARCCUGGAUCAGAAUUUAUCAUCAAGGUUCGAGAUAUAAAUGACAAUAAACCUCAGUUCUUGGAUGGACCUUAUGUGGCCACUGUUCCAGAGAUGUCACCUGAAGGUACUUCGGUUACACAGGUAACAGCUACAGAUGCUGAUGAUCCUUCUUAUGGGAAUAAUGCUCGYCUGCUUUACAGUCUCAUUCAGGGACAGCCUUAUUUCUCUGUGGAGCCAACAACAGGGGUCAUCAGAAUGGCUUCCCAAAUGGACAGAGAAACAAAAGAUCAGUAUUUGGUCAUCAUCCAAGCCAAAGAUAUGGUUGGGCARCCAGGAGCUUUUUCUGCAACAGCCACCGUUACCAUCAACCUCUCCGACGUCAAUGACAAUCCACCUAAAUUUCCACARCGACUCUACUACAUGAGUGUCUCUGAAGAUGCCCCUGUGGGCACCACUAUAGGCAAAGUCUCUGCAGAAGACAGCGACGUAGGGGACAACGCAGCCAUGGACUAUUUCAUCGAAGGAGAUAGCUCGGAUGUUUUUGACAUCAUUACUAACAGUGAGACUCAAGAAGGAAUUAUCUUACUGAAAAAGAGAGUGGAUUAUGAAAGGAGAAGGAGAUACAGUAUUCAAGCAAAAGCUGUAAACAGAUACAUUGAUGAGCRUUUUUUGAAAGAAGGGCCAUUUGAAGACACAACCAUUGUCAAAAUCAACGUGGAAGAUGCUGAUGAGCCCCCAGUUUUCACCUCAGAGAGCUAUGUGAUGGAGAUCGAUGAAGGGGCUGCGAGAGACUCCGUGGUGGGGGUUGUAACUGCGAGAGAUCCAGACCAUGAUGACAGUCCAGUCAGGUACUCUAUUGUCCACAGCACGUAUUUAAAGAGGCUGUUCAGCAUCAAUGAACAUAAUGGAACAAUCAUUACCACUGAACCUCUGGACCGAGAGAUAGUUUCUUGGCACAACAUAACUGUUACAGCCACAGAAACAAGAAAUCCUGAAAAAAUUUCAGAAGCAAAUGUGUAUGUCCAUGUUCUCGAUGUUAAUGAUAAUGCACCAGAAUUCCCUAAAAAUUAUGAAACAUUUGUUUGUGAAAAUGCAGUUUCUGGACAGCUAAUUCAAAGCAUCAGUGCUGUGGAUAAAGAUGACUCAGCAGAAGGUCACCAUUUUUAUUUCUCAUUGGCUCGGGAGGCCACAAAUGGCUCACAUUUUACAGUCAAAGACAAUCAAGAUAACACAGCUGGAAUUUUCAYGGAAAAAAGUGGCUUCAGGAGGCAGGAGCAGGUCUUUUUCUACCUGCCAAUUUUAAUUGAGGAUAAUGGAAUCCCACCACUGACAAGCACAAACACCCUCACUGUCACUGUCUGCGACUGUGACACUGAAGUGAACACCUUCUACUGCCGAUAUGGAGCUUUCAUGUAUUCCUUAGGUCUCACCACAGAGGCUUUAGUUGCUAUUUUGGCUUGCAUAUUAUUAUUCCUAGUGUUCAUUCUGGCAAUUGUAGCGAUAAGGCAGCAAAAGAAAAAGAAGCCUCCCUUUUCAGAGAAGGUGGAAGAAUUCAGAGAGAACAUUGUCAGUUACGAUGACGAAGGRGGUGGCGAGGAGGACACGGAAGCCUUUGAUAUUUCAGCACUGAGGACACGCGCUGUCAUGAGAACGCACAAACCUCGGAAGAAGGUGGUCUCUGAAAUCCAGAGCCUCUACAGACAGUCUCUGCAGGUCGGCCCAGACAGUGCAAUCUUCAGGCAAUUCAUUUCAGAAAAGCUCGAAGAAGCAAAUACAGAUCCAAGUGUUCCUCCCUAUGACUCACUCCAGACCUACGCGUUCGAGGGGACCGGCUCUUUGGCAGGAUCCCUCAGCUCGCUGGGUUCAAACUCUUCAGACAUGGAUCAGAAUUAUGACUACCUUGCAGACUGGGGACCUCACUUCAAACAGCUUGCUGGAAUGUACACUUCCCACAGAAGUGUGGGGGAUUAGGCACUCUUUGUUUUUUUUUUUUAUUUCCCUAAGUCUCAGCAACCAAACGCAACCGUGGAUUUUUACAAAAGAGAUCAUCCCACAUAUGAACGUGAAAWAUAAGACCCCAAGGGUUUUAAUAUAGAAAGUCUUGGAUGUGGAAAUCUUUUGAAAAAUYACACCAGGGGUGUUAUGACAUGAAGGAGUGGAGGUUCUCGUUUGAAAACCUUGUGAUUAUCAAGCUGUUUGAAUGCUGUGCUGCUUUGGAUAUCUGGGUUCUCUUCUGGAUACUGAAAUACAGAUCUGCAACAAAGGAGGAGUAGAAGCCAUAAAUGGAUGUUGUAAACAUUCUGUCAUCCAUAAGCUUUAAACAGUUUCCAAAGUUGACAGACUUUUGCUGUUGCAGUUCAAUACACACAUUAACCAAAGUUAAACACGCAUAUUUGUAUAAUGCUUCAUUAUAUAAAUAUAAUUGUGUGAAAAGUAGACCCUAGAUAUUCUAAUACCAUUGUCAGAAGUGCUCACAAAAUUAUCUAUUUAUUGUUCUUAGAAUGAUAAAACUAAAACAAAUGUCUUUUCCUAUCAGUAUAAAAAUAAAAACUCAUUACAACAUCAGCAAGUAUUUGCUGCCAUUUUAGUUUUUAAUGAAGCUAKUGGAAAAUGUGUAAACCAAUACUUAAUUUAGCAAAUAAGAUAGGAAAAAGAAUCAAUAUUUAACUUAAAUACUGCAAUCGACCACAUUAUAUAUUACUGCACUUAGAACAAAAUGCUGUCCAAAUACAGACAUUUUGCCUUUUAUUAAGAGUUUAAAGGAUGACUGAUUUACCAGCACAGAUUUAUUUUUUUAUUAUGGAAUAUAAAAUUAGCUGCAGUAGUCAGUUUUAUUAUAACAAUAUUAAGAAUCUUUAAAAUGYUAAACUGAUGGUUAUAAAACUUUAUG
Malurus melanocephalus (red-backed fairy wren) is the source of this 3423-nucleotide messenger RNA. RefSeq names its product cadherin 19 (gene CDH19). The transcript has 12 exons. Gene Ontology annotation, cellular component: adherens junction; plasma membrane; catenin complex. The record is from RefSeq and is a predicted model, not a curated record. Gene Ontology annotation, molecular function: cadherin binding; calcium ion binding. Gene Ontology annotation, biological process: cell-cell junction assembly; calcium-dependent cell-cell adhesion; multicellular organism development. The coding region runs from base 165 to 2504 and encodes 779 amino acids. Lineage: Eukaryota; Metazoa; Chordata; Aves; Passeriformes; Maluridae.